Molecule: messenger RNA, 2985 nt
Organism: Scaptodrosophila lebanonensis
Lineage: Eukaryota; Metazoa; Arthropoda; Insecta; Diptera; Drosophilidae
Gene: tsh
Product: protein teashirt
Exons: 2
Coding region: 1-2985 (994 amino acids)
Biological process (GO): regulation of transcription by RNA polymerase II
Cellular component (GO): nucleus
Molecular function (GO): DNA-binding transcription factor activity, RNA polymerase II-specific; DNA binding
Source: RefSeq, a predicted model, not a curated record
AUGUUGCACGAGGCACUAAUGCUCGAGAUCUACAGACAGGCGCUAAAUGCCGGCGCCCUGCCCACAGCACGUCCACGUUCCACGGAAUCGGCCAACUCCAGUGAGCGUUGUCCCUCGCACGAUUCCAACUCCUCGGACAAUGGAGGUGGCCAGCGCGAAGCCUCGAGCGGUAUGGGUGGCGGCAGCGGCGUUGGCGUCCUGCCUGUCGUUCCCACCACAAUGCACUCAACAUUCCCGGCCGUGCCGCAGUCACUGCCCGCACAGCCCCCCUCCAUGGAGGCCUAUCUACACAUGGUAGCCGCUGCGGCGCAACAAUAUGGCUUUCCCUUGGCAGCCGCCGCUGCCGGUCCGCGGCUCCCGCUGCCACUGCCAAACGAGGCGGCCGCACCUUUCAAACUGCCACCGCAAGCUUCACCCACGGCCUCGAGUAAUAACUCGGAGGCUCUGGACUUUCGCACCAAUCUCUUUGGACGCGCCGAAUCGGCCGAACCUCCCGCCUCCGAAGAGGAAGAAGAAUACGAUGAUGGCGGCGACGGAGCCAAUAAUCCGCUAGAUCUGUCGGUGGGCCCGCGAAAACGCAGCGCUGAAUCGAAUCAGGAGCCCGACUCCAGCAUUGGUCAGAUACAGGUGAAGAAGAUUUUUAAGACGUCGGAGAGUCCACCGGCGAGCCAUGCAGCUGCUGCUGCCGCCGCCGCCGCUGCUGCACCACUCUUGCCCGGCGUAAAUCCCUAUCUGGCGGCUGUGGCUGCGGCCAACAUCUUUCGGGCCGGACAAUUUCCCGAUUGGAAUGGCAAAAGCGAUCUGGUGGUUGAUCCCCUGGAGAAAAUGUCGGAUAUCGUCAAGGGAGGCGGUGGUGUGGGCAAUCGCAAGGAAAAGAGCAUCAAGAUGCCGCCCACAUCUGUAGCCGCACCACCACCACCCACCCAGAUGUCCAAUAGUAACACGAGUGCUAAUAGUAGCAGCGGUGGUUCCGGAGCCAACACAGCACCCACAGAGAGCGGUGUAACCAAAGCUCGCCACAAUAUCUGGCAGUCGCAUUGGCAGAAUAAAGGCGUGGCCAGCUCCGUGUUCCGCUGCGUGUGGUGCAAGCAAAGUUUCCCCACCCUCGAGGCUCUUACCACCCACAUGAAGGACAGCAAGCAUUGCGGCGUUAAUGUCCCUCCUUUCGGCAACUUGCCGAGCAACAAUGAUCGUCAUCAUCACCAACCACCACCAGCACCACCAGCUCCAAGGGAAGUCAACAACAGUGGUUCGCACGGUCUGCGAAAGCAAGGCGGAGCCGGCCACAACAAUAAUUCACCGUCGGCCAAUGUCAAGAAUGCGUUUCAAUAUCGCGGGGAUCCGCCGACCCCGUUGCCGCGGAAAUUGGUGCGCGGCCAGAAUGUGUGGUUGGGCAAGGGAGUGGAGCAGGCCAUGCAAAUUCUAAAGUGCAUGCGCUGCGGCGAGAGUUUCCGCUCGUUGGGCGAAAUGACGAAGCACAUGCAGGAGACUCAGCACUACACGAACAUACUCUCCCAGGAGCAAACGAUCAAUAUGAAGAGCUCGGCGUCAGCUUCAGGCGGUGGCAACUCUGGCUCGGACCACAAAGAUGGUCAGAACAGUCUCAGCUCCGAGGAGAGUCGCACCUUGAGCGCCGUACUCACUUGCAAGGUGUGCGAUAAAGCCUUCAACUCACUUGGUGAUCUCAGCAACCAUAUGGCCAAGAAUAAUCACUACGCCGAGCCGCUGUUGCAAUCGAUGGGCGGUGGUGCGGCGGGCAGUCGUAAGCGUCCGGCGCCGAAAAAGCGUGAAAAAUCGCUACCAGUGCGCAAGUUGCUGGAGAUGAAGGGCGCCCAGCAGGAGGAGCUGCAACAGCAGGACAAGAUGCAGGUGAAACGCAUGACCAUGGAUGGUACUGGCCUGGGACCCAGUGGCGAUAAAACAGAGGCGCUUUUUGCCGAACGCAUGCGUCAGUAUAUAGCCGGAGUCAAGUCUCCCGAGGAAAUGGCAGCUAAGGCCGCUGCCGCACAACUUAUCGCAGCGAAGGCCAACAAGUCGCCCGAGCUGGAGCCCAAGAAUGGCACCAACAAGGCCGCCGCAGGUGGAGGCGCCAACGCGGGCGCCUCUUCGGUGCUCAGCGCUAUUGAGCAAAUGUUUACCACUAGCUUUGAUACGCCACCCAGACACGCAAGUCUGCCGGCCACCAGUCCCUCGAAUUCCUCGACUAAAAACACCUCGCCGGUAGCCUCGAGCAUACUGAAGCGCUUGGGCAUCGAUGAGACCGUGGACUAUAACAAGCCCUUGAUAGAUACAUCGGACCCAUAUUUCCAACAUUAUCGCUACACCAGCAGCGAGCGCAGCGGCAGUGAAUGCAGCGCCGAGACGCAUGCGGAGGCGGCACGCAAGCUGGACGCACCCACACCCACACCAGAGGAGUCGAAGGUCAUUAAACAGGAACCACAAGUGGAACACUCUACACAGCCAUCGCCCGUCAAAAUGGAGAUUAAGUCUGAGCUUAGCGAUGAGCAGGAAGAGGCUAAUGAGCUGCCUGCCAUGGAGCCGACAACGCCCAAGACUGAACCCAUGACUGUCAAUGGUAGUUAUACCAAUAACAACAACAACAAUGUAGAACGUCCAAAUAGCUCGCCUAAAUCGGCAGCAGCUAGUCCCCAAUCCCUAACCAACCGCAAUUUGCUGCCACCGCGCAGCCCAGCGGAUAGUCAACGCAGUGCCACGCCCAAAUCUCCGGCCUCCAGUCACAAGUCCUAUGAUGGAAGCGAGACCAAGAAGUACCCGAGUGAUUCCCUGAACGCGCUCUCCUCGAUGUUCGACUCCCUGGGCAGCAGCAGCUCCACAAACGCUCCGGGUGCGAAUACACGAUCCAAGCUGGCCGCCGCAGCUGCAUCGUCGUCCACGAGCGGUAUGGAGAGUCCAGAAAAUCUGAGCGCUACCAAUUCGCUGGCCGCCUUGCGUCAAUUCUGCGUGAAGAAAGAGAAGACUGCCUAA